AUGGCUCCUCCGCGCCCCUCCUACGCCAUCGACGACGGGGAACUCUCCAUCUCCCUGAGCUCCUCCCAGAUCCGACGAGGCAGCCGCAUCAAUGUCAGCAGCCCUCAAAAGACUCCAGACAACCCGAAUCCCGCCCACGCCCAAGCCCACAACCACCACCACCACCACCACCACCACCACCACCACUACGACCACGCCCACGCCCUCGACGCCCCGGACGCCCCGGACCCCUCCUCCAACAUGGCCUCCGCGUCUGUGCCGACCGCCUCGGCCACUGCGGGGCCAAUCCCCGAUAAGGUCCGGACAGACCAGCGCAUCGGCCAGUACAACAUCGUCAAGACCCUCGGCGAGGGCUCCUUCGGCAAGGUCAAGCUGGCCGUGCACCGCAGCACCGGCCAGCAGGUCGCCCUCAAGAUUAUCUCCCGCAAGAAGCUCAUCAGCCGCGACAUGGCCGGCCGCGUCGAGCGCGAGAUCGAGUACCUUCAGCUACUGCGACACCCGCACAUCAUCAAGCUCUAUACUGUGAUCAAGACCUCCAACGAGAUCAUCAUGGUCCUCGAGUAUGCCGGCGGAGAACUGUUCGACUACAUCGUGCAACACGGCCGUAUGGAGGAAGAUGAGGCACGGCGUUUCUUCCAGCAGAUGCUCUGCGCCGUCGAGUACUGCCACAGGCACAAGAUCGUGCACCGAGACCUCAAGCCCGAGAACCUGCUAUUGGACGACCAACUGAACGUCAAGAUCGCGGACUUUGGUCUCAGCAAUAUCAUGACAGACGGCAACUUUCUCAAGACAAGCUGCGGCAGCCCGAACUACGCCGCGCCAGAAGUCAUCGGAGGCAAGCUCUACGCCGGCCCAGAGGUCGACGUGUGGAGCUGUGGUGUUAUCCUAUACGUGCUGCUGGUUGGUAGGCUGCCCUUCGACGAUGAGCAUAUACCCAGCCUCUUCGCAAAGAUCGCACGAGGGACGUAUGCGGUACCUAAGUGGAUGAGUCCUGGCGCUGCCAACAUGAUCAACCGGAUGCUUCAGGUCAAUCCAGUACAGCGUGCAACUAUCCCAGAAAUCCGACAGGAUCCUUGGUUCAUGAAGAACCUGCCCGAGUACCUGGCACCGCCAGUCGAGCCGUUCUACAAUACCGGUAUCGAUCCCGACAAGGCCAUCAAGCCCUCAGACAUCGCCCCGAACGCCCCUACCAAGGUGCAAGAAAAGCUCCACAACGAAGUGACGGAGAAGAUCUCCAAAACGAUGGGUUACGGCAAGAAGGAUGUACAGGAAGCGCUCGAGGCUGCUGAGCCGUCUGCUAUCAAGGACGCGUACAUGAUUGUACGCGAAAAUAAGCUGAUGCAGGUUAAUCCCUUGCUUGGAGAAAAUAACCCUUAUUUCCCCUCAUCGCCGCCCAGUGUUAAUGAGGUCUCUUCAGGCAUCGAGUCGCUGAGCACGGAAAUGGACCGUGGUGCAAGCCCCCUUGCAAGCUCUGCGCGGUCCAUCACAUCCAAUAGCACCUCCGCCUCACCACGCCCGUACGUGUCCAAGGUCGGCAUCCUGCCGAGCAGUCUCACUGCGUAUCACAAAGAUUAUAUGGAGCGGGAAAAGGCCGGCUUCGAGGACCCACCAGCCCCUCCUGCUUUACCGGAGCCUGGACAUCCUCGGUCUGAAGAUGAGCGCCAAGAGACUCUACGUCGACUCAAGCCUCAUGCUCGCAGCGCAGAUUCGGCCAAGAGACCGCAGGGUAUGACACCUGUGAAUCCCCCGAAGAAGCCCAAGGCGACCAGAUGGCAGUUCGGCAUUCGUUCGCGUAACGCGCCGUGGGAGGCUCUAGGCGUCAUCUACAAAUCAUUAUCCAAACUGGGCUGCAGCUGGGUCCCAGAUGAGGAUUACGAAAAAGUGCACAGUCCAGAGGACGACCAAAACGGCGGGGAACGCUCUCACCGUCGCUCGGCGAGCAGCCGAUCGACCGACCCUACCAAAAUCUACAAGCUUCCAGCUGACCCUUGGCACCUCCAGGUGCGAUGGGAGACAGAGAAGCUGCGCAAGGGCCCGCACCUACCCGAGGACAUCGUGCAGGACCCUGCUGUCGUGAAGAACGGCGACGACGAAUACCAGGUUGUGGCAAUGCGCUUGGACAUUCAAAUCUACGAGAUGGCAGAGCCAGGCUCGUAUCUCGUUGAUUUCAAAUGUGACGGUUACGAGACGCCUGAUGGUAAGAUCCUGGAGGAGAAGCAGGUCACAAGCCCGUUCCCCUUCCUGGACCUGGCGGCCAGAUUGAUCAUGCAGCUGGCGGAUGCGGAAUGA
Messenger RNA from Diaporthe citri, 2289 nucleotides. RefSeq lists its product as uncharacterized. Lineage: Eukaryota; Fungi; Ascomycota; Sordariomycetes; Diaporthales; Diaporthaceae. The transcript is spliced from 3 exons. Bases 1 to 2289 code for a protein of 762 amino acids. Gene Ontology annotation, biological process: protein phosphorylation; intracellular signal transduction. Gene Ontology annotation, molecular function: ATP binding; protein serine/threonine kinase activity. Gene Ontology annotation, cellular component: cytoplasm. The record is from RefSeq and is a predicted model, not a curated record.